CCCUUCGUUUUGCCGUGAGCUUUAGAGAGAGAGAGGCCCACCUCCAAGUGUCUCGCAAUUCGCAAUCGUUUCUAUUUCUUCGUGUGUCUUAAGCCUCUUCUUCUUCUUCUCCUUCUUCCCUUCGUUUCAACGCUUUCCGUUUCACAAAUUCUCUCCCUAAACUCAACCCCACGUCAACGCGAGAGCUGCAGAAACACACAAAAAAGAAAAAGAAAAAAAAAGGAGACAGCCCCUCUGUUCCGAUUCCUUUCUUCUUCCCAAUGUAACAGCCGCCCCUUUUCCAAAUUAACAAAUUUUUAUCUGGGUGGCUGUGGGUCUUAGUUAUUGUUCGCGGUUUGCUGUUUUCUUGUUUGGGUUUUCUUCGUUUUAGCGUUUACGGUGCUGGAGGAUGAAGAACGAGGAUCAAGCCAGGUCCCUCUUCGGGAUUUCCCUCACUGAUCGCCCCAAAUGGCAGCAGUUUCUCAUUUGUUCUUCUGGGUUUUUCUUCGGCUACCUUGUUAAUGGCGUUUGCGAGGAAUACGUUUAUAAUCGUCUUAAAUUCAGUUAUGGAUGGUAUUUCACAUUUGUGCAAGGAUUUGUUUACCUGGCACUUAUUUAUCUCCAAGGUUUCACGACCAAGCAAAUGGUCAACCCAUGGAAGACAUAUGUGAAGCUCUCUGCUGUUCUUAUGGGAUCUCAUGGAUUAACCAAGGGCUCCUUGGCCUUUCUGAACUAUCCAGCACAAAUUAUGUUCAAAUCUACCAAGGUUCUGCCUGUUAUGUUAAUGGGGGCCUUCAUUCCUGGCUUGAGAAGGAAAUACCCAAUUCAAGAGUACAUCUCUGCAAUUCUUUUAGUGAUUGGAUUAAUCCUCUUCACCUUAGCGGAUGCACAGACUUCUCCAAAUUUCAGCAUUUUAGGUGUUGUUAUGAUAAGCGGUGCUCUUAUUAUGGACGCCUUUCUCGGAAAUUUGCAGGAAGCCAUUUUUACAAUGAAUCCUGAUACCACACAGACGGAGAUGUUAUUUUGCUCGACCGUGGUUGGCCUGCCUUUCUUAGUAGCACCAAUGGUGUUAACGGGGGAGCUGUUUCGAGCGUGGACUUCUUGUGCUGAACACCCAUACGUCUACGGGGUCUUGGUGUUUGAAGCCAUGGCGACAUUUGUUGGUCAAGUAUCUGUUUUGUCCCUCAUCGCCAUUUUCGGUGCUGCCACAACCGCAAUGAUAACAACAGCAAGAAAAGCAGUCACUCUCCUACUCUCAUACAUGAUAUUUACCAAGCCAAUGACAGAACAACAUGGAAGCGGGCUGCUGCUUAUAGCCAUGGGAAUUAUAAUGAAGAUGUUACCAGACAACAAAUCGCCUUCAAGAGCAGCAGCAAUUUCUCAUGCUGUUGAGAAAAAAUCUGCUUAUUAG
Molecule: messenger RNA, 1390 nt
Organism: Momordica charantia (bitter melon)
Lineage: Eukaryota; Viridiplantae; Streptophyta; Magnoliopsida; Cucurbitales; Cucurbitaceae
Source: RefSeq, a predicted model, not a curated record